Molecule: messenger RNA, 4305 nt
Organism: Rhagoletis pomonella (apple maggot)
Lineage: Eukaryota; Metazoa; Arthropoda; Insecta; Diptera; Tephritidae
Exons: 2
Coding region: 765-3296 (843 amino acids)
Biological process (GO): DNA integration
Molecular function (GO): nucleic acid binding
Source: RefSeq, a predicted model, not a curated record
UUUCGUUAGAUAGCCAACUACGCAAGUUCUGGGAGUUAGAGGAAGUCCCAAAAAAUAACCUUCAAUCAGACGAGGAUAUGUUUUGUGAAGAGCUGUACUUGAAAACAACUACUAGGAAUUCGGAAGGAAGAUACGUGGUUUCGCUACCGUUUAAAAACUUUUAUCCAACGGAUGUUAAGCUAGGAUCAUCGCGUCCCAUUGCAUUUCGGCAAUUUAUUCGUAACGAAGCAAGGUUAACGAAAAAUCCAUCUUUAAAGGAAGAGUAUGACAAGGUUGUUCAAGAAUAUUUGGAUCUAGGGCACAUGGAGAAAGUAGAGGCUCCAAGUUUUGAACAUUCUCCUAGUCAUUUCUACCUUCCUCAUCAUGCAGUCUUGAAACCGGAAAGUACUUCCACGAAAUUAAGGGUAGUUUUCAACGCGUCCAGCAAUUCUUCGAAUGGAGUUUGUCUUAACGAUAUUUUACAUGUAGGCCCAACCCUUCAAGCUGAUUUGACCUUGCUACUGAUACGAUGGCGGAUGUAUAAAUACGUGUUUAAUAGUGACAUCCAAAAAAUGUACAGGCAAAUUUUAGUUAACCCGUCUCAUAGGCCCUAUCAAAGGAUUCUUUUUAGAAAGGAUCCACAUAGUGGUAUACAAGAUUUUCAGUUAAGGACGGUAACGUUUGGAGUUAAUUGUGCGCCAUACUUGGCAAUUAGGACUCUUCGGCAGUAAGCUCAGGAUUCUCAUGAUUCACAUCCACUAGCGGCUCAGAUUUUACGAAAUUCUAUGUAUGUAGAUGACGUUUUAGCGGGAUUUCACGAUGUGUCCACAGCUUUACAGGCACGAGACCAGCUGAUAGAAGCACUUGAUAGUGCAGGAUUUUCUUUGAGGAGAUGGUCUUCAAAUUCCAAGGAAAUCCUCAUGGAUCUUCCUCAUGAGCAUUUAUUAAAGAGAGAAUUUUUAACUUUAGAUGAGACAAGCACAACAAAAGCACUAGGGAUUAGAUGGAAUGCUAGAUUAGACCAUUUUUUCUUCAGCGUUCAGACCCUCCCUUCAAAGGAUAGCUACACUAAACGAGAAGUGUUGUCAACGAUAGCGAAACUUUUUGACCCAGCUGGUUGGCUAGCUCCGGUGGUGGUCGUAGCUAAAAUAGUGAUGCAACAAAUUUGGUCAGAUGGUACUCUCUGGGAUCAGCCUAUAAGUUCUCAAACACUUUUUAAAUGGAAAACCUUUGUAGAAAGUUAUAGGUAUAUCGAUGACAUAAAAAUUCCGCGUUGGGUGAAUUUCACCAUUGAGUCACCAUUCGAAGUCCAUGCCUUUUGCGACGCGUCGGAAAAGGCAUACGCGGGGGUGAUAUAUUUGCGGGUAGAAAACCACGGUACAGUGUCGUCGCACCUUUUAUUAGCAAAACCUAAAGUUGCACCCAUAAAAACUAUUUUGCUUCCUCGUUUGGAGUUGUGUGGGGCGGUUCUAGUUGUCGAUAUGCUUAGGUCUCUUCUAAGUGAACUUCCUUUCAAGGUGGAAAACAUAUUUUGCUGGACAGACUCAACCAUCGUUCUCUCUUGGCUCAAAAAGCGGCCCUGCUCCUGGACCACCUUUGUCGCAAAUCGAGUAGCAAAGAUACAGGAAUUAGUCGGAUUUAGGCAUUGGAAUCACGUGGACUCGAAGGAUAAUCCAGCAGAUCUUGGCAGCAGAGGAGCAUACCCUCAGGACUUAUGUGCAAGCGAGUUGUGGUGGUACGGCCCUUCCUGGUUAGGUAAAGAUGCAGGGCAAUGGCCAUCAAUGGAUGACGAACUGGACGAUAUCACGAUCGAAGCAAGGAAAAUAAAGGCGCACGCUUCGCUUGUGUCAAGCCAUGAGGAUCCCUUAGAAAGAUUUUCAUCUCUUCCGCGCGCCCUGCGUGUUUUAGCUUACAUCUUCCGGUUUUACAACAGGACUAACCGGCACACUCGAAGAUUCCACUCGUAUCCAUCGCUAGCGGUUUCGGGAGAGGAAAUCUCGAAAAUUCGUAUUCGGCUUAUAAUUCUGGCACAGAUGAAGCAUUUUUUGGAAGAACAGAGAUGUCUGACUUCAAAAACUCCAAUUUCGCCGAAAAGCAAACUUUUAACCUUGAAUCCCUUCUUAGACUGUCAGGGUAUAAUGAGAGUCAAUGGUCGACUCGCAAAUUCGCUUAUUUUAUCUUAUAAUGAAAAACAUCCCAUUCUUCUACCUUAUAGUUGUUCGUUCUCAAGGUUGUUAGUUCACUUGAUCCAUAACAUUUCUCUUCAUGGAGGAAAUCAAUUGAUGCUGCGGCUGCUUCGCCAACAGUAUUGGAUUCCAAAGGCAAAAAAUCUCAUAAUGACUGUCAUUCAUAACUGCAGAACUUGCGUCAUUCAUAAAAAGCGGAAUCAAUCCCAAAUCAUGGCUGCCCUUCCUGAAGAGCGAACGACCCUUUCCAGGCCUUUUCAAAAUACUGGAGUCGAUUUUGCCGGCCCAUUUGAUAUUAAGAGUUUCACUGGUAGAGCAUGUAAAAUCACCAAAGGUUAUGUUUGCAUAUUUGUAUGUUUUUCCACACGGGCAAUUCACCUGGAAGGUACAAGCGAUCUGUCCACAGAGACCUUUCUUGGCGCAUUCUCGCGAUUCAUAUCUAGACGAAGCUGCCCUCAGCAAAUCUUUUCGGACAAUGGGACCAAUUUUGUAGGUGCGGCAGCUAACUUGAAAAAGGAAUUCAAGAAAUUCCUAACCACGUCGCGGGAGUCUUUGUGCAAUAUGUACAGUCAUCAGGAGGUGUCUUGGAACUUUAUCCCUGCCGGCGCUCCUCACAUGGGAGGACUAUGGGAAGCUGGAGUUAAAAGCAUCAAAUUUCAUUUUCGACGUACCGCCGCUUCUCAAAAAUUCACCUUUGAAGAGUUUCAAACCCUACUUUGUCGCAUUGAAUCCUGUCUAAAUUCUAGGCCGAUAUCGCCCAAUUCCACCGACGCCGCAGAUUGUGCAGCCCUCACACCUGGUCACUUUCUCACGGGGGGUCCCAUACUUUCUCCCCCCGAACCCUCCAUAGAAGCAAACCCAGUCUCGAUAAUUAAUCGGUGGCAAAAAAUAAAGGCUCUUAGCCAGCAACACUCUCUGCGAUGGAAAGAGGAAUAUCUCAAAGAACUCCAUAAACGCUACAAAUGGAAAUCCCCUCAAAAAGACAUCUCCGUCGAUGACCUAGUUGUAGUUCGCCAUGAAAAUCUCCCUCCUAACGAGUGGCGCUUGGGCAGGGUCACAAAGAUUUAUAAAGGCUCCGAUAAAAGAAUUCGUGUUGCAGACAUUCGCACACAAAAGGGAUUGAUAACGUGACCUAUCGUGAAGUUAGUGGUCUUACCAAACUAACCCCUCAUAUCAAUACUUUCCUUUUUUUUGCCGCUUUAGCAUCAAGACCAUGGAACUAGUUCCCGUAGACCGAUCGACACCAUCAUCGCCACGCGCCUCGCCUCCACCGCCACCGACAGAUGCCUCCGCCCAGCGCGCAGCCAGGGAAGGCGGGUCCAAAUGUAGAGUUUGCCACCGGUCGCAUCCUCUCCGGUAUUGUAGGCGAUUCUUAGAUGCCAACUACGAGCGCCGGCUGCGCCUUGUGCUUCUCCAUCGAUAUUGCUCGCGAUGUUUAGCCCACUCCCACACGGCCAAGAACUGUCUGAGCAACGGGACGUGCCAAUAUUGUGAGGAAAAGCAUCACACCCUGUUGCAUGCAAACCACCGUCUUUCUCCCCGACGCCAACUUCCCCUACUUUUAACGCAGCUUUCGGGAACAGUCACCGUUCUACCCACCGUUGCGGUUUACCUACACAUUGGGCCUCGGAAAUUUUUAGCUCGGGCUCUGAUAGACCCUUGCUCGCAAACGAGCAAAAUUUGCCACGCGCUGGUGCACCGGCUCCGCCUAAAGACGGUGCCCCUGGCGAAUAUCAGCAUGUGCGAGCUCCACGUAAGCUCGUCAAAUGAUGCACAUGUGCGAUUCUCCUUGCCGGCGAGGGUACUGUCGGAGAUCGGGUUGAAAACUCCCGCUCGUCAUCUCAGCCAAGCGACGCGGACACAAAUUCAUUAACCUCAAGCUCGCGGAUCCUGGUUUCCACACUUCCUCUGCCGUCGCCUUGAUUUUCGGUGGGGAUGUAUAUCAUAAAAUCAUAAGAGGCGAACUUAUUGCUUAUCCUGGGUUUCCUACCGCCCAGAACUCUAUUUUCGGUUGGGUCCUUUCUGGCCCAUGUGCCCUUUAAGGCACAGCGACCCCUUACUGGGUAAAUUAUAUAGUAUUUUUAAAGUUUGAAUUUAAUUGGAACUGAAUUAUUUGAAUAAAUGUAAAAAAAAAAAAAAA